Molecule: messenger RNA, 641 nt
Organism: Rhea pennata
Lineage: Eukaryota; Metazoa; Chordata; Aves; Rheiformes; Rheidae
Gene: TXNDC17
Product: thioredoxin domain containing 17
Exons: 4
Coding region: 55-423 (122 amino acids)
Cellular component (GO): cytosol
Molecular function (GO): protein-disulfide reductase [NAD(P)H] activity
Source: RefSeq, a predicted model, not a curated record
CGGCGCGGGCGGGCAGCAGCGGCGGCGGGCGAGCGGGCGGUGGCGGCACGCGCCAUGGGCUGGGAGGAGAAAGAGGCGCGCGGGUACGGCGAGUUCGCGGAGACGGCGCAGAGCUGCCACGGGCGGCCCAUCUUCGCGCUCUUCUGCGGCGACAAGGAUGCCGCGGGCCGCAGCUGGUGCCCGGACUGCGUGACGGCUGAACCCAUUGUGAGGAACGAACUUCAUAACAUGCCUGAUGGGUCUGUAUUCAUCUACUGCCUAGUAGGAGACAGAGCCUACUGGAAAGAUCCCAACAACGAAUUCAGAAAGAAUCUGAAACUAACAGGAGUGCCUACACUGCUUAAAUAUGGAACACCUCAGAAGCUGGUUGAAGAAGAAUGUUUUAAGGCAGAGCUUGUGCGUAUGUUGUUUACUGAAGAUUAAAUCUUCCAGUAGUCAAUCAUUUAGUAAGAUACUCAUCUCAAUUUGCUCUGUCCUUUCUAGCGAUUUUUAUGUUUUCAGACUAACAUUGGUUAAUUACAACUUCUCACUAGUCAGAAUAAGUGUCAUAAAUUCUAGGUCCAAACCUUCCACUAAAAUCUCAAACUGCAAAAUUGUAUCUUGCCUUUCUUGUUGAAAUAAACUUGUAUUUGCAACAAACA